Messenger RNA from Oncorhynchus nerka (sockeye salmon), 2899 nucleotides. Its product is annotated as disks large homolog 4-like. Gene Ontology annotation, cellular component: basolateral plasma membrane; neuromuscular junction; postsynaptic density membrane. NCBI's taxonomy places the organism in Eukaryota, Metazoa, Chordata, Actinopteri, Salmoniformes, Salmonidae. Gene Ontology annotation, biological process: postsynaptic neurotransmitter receptor diffusion trapping; chemical synaptic transmission; establishment or maintenance of epithelial cell apical/basal polarity. Gene Ontology annotation, molecular function: kinase binding. The transcript has 20 exons. The record is from RefSeq and is a predicted model, not a curated record. The coding region runs from base 57 to 2354 and encodes 765 amino acids.
CUCGAGCAGAUCAACAGACAGAGAGAAAGUAGAGAGAAGAGCAACUACCGGACAACAUGCCGCUGAAACGACAGGACACGGAGCGAGCCCUCCAGGUCAUAGAAGCCUCUCAGAUGGGAGACGAAGGUUUUAAGAACAGAGCUGAACAACUCCUCAACAUCUUCCAGAGUGACCUGUUCCAGGCUCUACUGGAUAUCCAGGAGUUCUAUGAGCUGACAGUGUUUGAGAACCAGAACAGCGACCAGGCGAACACACCUGGACUGAAGUAUCGUUACCAGGAUGAGGAGACUCCGUCUCUGGACCACAGCCCUGCCCACAUGACCUCUAGACGCAGCGGAGAGUUCAACCAAUCACAGCUGGACGGAUACACACACCUUGCACCCAUCACGAUGAAUGGAUCAGAGGGAGAGGUGGAGUAUGAAGAGAUGACACUAGAGAGGGGUAACUCUGGUCUAGGAUUCAGUAUAGCAGGUGGAACAGACAACCCCCACGUUGGAGACGACCCGUCUAUCUUCAUCACCAAGAUCAUCCCUGGAGGAGCUGCCGCACAGGACGGGAGGCUCAGGGUUAAUGACAGUGUGAUACUAGUAAAUGAUGUUGACGUUCGUGAGGUGACACACAGCUUGGCUGUGGAAGCUCUAAAGGAGGCGGGGCCAGUUGUUCGUCUCUACGUCCUCCGGAGGAAGCCACCCGUGGAGACCGUCACACAACUCAAACUCAUCAAAGGACCUAAAGGUUUGGGGUUCAGUAUAGCAGGUGGACUAGGGAACCAGCAUGUACCAGGUGACAACAGUAUAUAUGUGACUAAGAUCAUAGAGGGAGGAGCGGCCUGUAAAGAUGGACACCUACAGAUAGGCGAUAAGAUACUGGCUGUGAACCAGGUCUGUUUAGAAGAUGUGAUGCAUGAAGACGCAGUAUCAGCUCUGAAGAACACAGCCGAAGUGGUCUACCUGAGAGUAGCCAAACCUUCACAUCUCUACACACCUGACCAGUACAGUCCCCCUGACCUCACCUCGUACAUGGACCCAGACGUGGGCCCUAACUACCUAGAUUACCCACAAUCCUCUCUGCCGCCGCCCUCGCCACGACGCUACUCACCCAUACCGCACGGAAUGAUGGGAGAAGACGACAUCCCCAGUAGAGAGGCCAGGCGGGUGUGUAUCCACAGAGGGUCGACUGGUCUGGGGUUUAACAUCGUUGGGGGAGAAGACGGAGAGGGAAUCUUUAUCUCCUUCAUCCUGGCUGGAGGACCGGCUGAUCUCUCAGGAGAGCUACGCAAGGGAGACCAAAUCAUCAGUGUGAACGGUGUGGAUCUCAGACAUGCGACUCAUGAACAGGCUGCAGCAGCUCUGAAGAAUGCUGGACAGACUGUUACUAUCAUCGCUCAGUACAGACCUGAGGAAUACAGCAGGUUUGAGGCUAAGAUCCACGACCUGAGAGAACAGAUGAUGAACAGUAGCAUGAGCUCUGGGACCCUCCGAGCCAACAGGACCUUCUAUGUCAGGGCCCUGUUUGACUAUGAUAAAACAGCAGACUGUGGGCUGUUGAGCCAGGCAUUGGGCUUUAACUUCGGGGAGGUGCUCCAUGUGACUGACUGUAGUGAUGAAGAGUGGUGGACUGCUAGGAGACUGGGACAACAGGGAGAACUGGAGGAACUAGGGUAUAUACCCAGCAAACACAGGGUGGAGAGGAAGGAGUGGUCUCGUAUGAAGAAUAAGGACCGCAGCAGCUUUGUUCAGAGCUAUGAAACUGUUACACAGAUAGAAGUCCACUAUGUGAGGCCUAUCAUUAUACUGGGUCCUACUAAAGACAGAGUGAAUGAUGAUCUUCUCUCUGAGUUUCCUGACAAGUUUGGUUCCUGUGUUCCACACACGACGCGGCCCCAGAGGGAGUAUGAGGUGGAUGGGCGGGACUACCACUUUGUGUCGUCAAGGGAACAGAUGGAGAAGGACAUCCAAUCACAUCACUUCAUAGAGGCGGGUCAAUACAACAGUCACCUGUAUGGAACCAGCGUUCAGAGUGUCCGCAUGGUCGCAGAGCAGAUGGGGAAACACUGUAUCUUAGAUGUAUCAGCUAAUGCAGUGAGGAGACUACAGGCAGCUCAGCUUCAUCCUAUUGCUGUCUUCAUCAGACCAAGAUCACUGGAAAAUAUACUUGACCUGAACAAGCGUCUGACAGAGGACCAGGCCAGAAAGGCUCUGGACAGAGCUGUCAAACUGGAACAAGACUUUAUAGAAUGCUUCUCAGCUAUUGUGGAAGGGGAGAGUUUUGAAGACGUUUAUCACAUGGUGAAGACUGUGAUCGAAGAGCAGAGUGGACCCUACAUAUGGAUACAAUCAAGAGAAAGACUAUAAAAGAGAGGAGAGGAGCAGAGGAGAGGAGCCUAUAUAUGGACACCAUCUAGGGAAACACUAUAGAGGAGAUUAGAGGAGAGUUGAGGAGAUGAGAAGAGAGGAGAGGAGAGGAGAUAUUAGGAGAGAAGAGAGGAGAGUUGAGUUGAGGAGAGAAGAGGAAAAGAGAGGAGAGUUGAGGAAAAAAAGAGAGGAGGAGAGAAGAGAAGAGAAGAGAGUUGAGGAAAAGAGAGAGGAGAGGAGAGGAGAGUUGAGAUAAGAGGAAAAGAGAGAGGAGGAGAGAAGAGAGGAGAGUUGAGAUGAGAGGAAAAGAGAGAGGAGAGAAGAGAAGAGAGGAGAGUUGAGAUAAGAGGAAAAGAGAGAGGAGGAGAGAAGAGAGGAGAGUUGAGAUAAGAGGAAAAGAGAGAGGAGAGAAGAGAAGAGAGGAGAGUUGAGAUAAGAGGAAAAGAGAGAGUAGGAGAGAAGAGAAGAGAGUUGAGGAAAAGAGAGAGGAGGAGAGUUGAGGAGAGAAGAGGAAAAGAGAGAGGAGAGGAGAGUUGAGAUAAGAG